AUGCAAUUGACUUGUUCCUACCGAAACAUUUCCGUGUCGCCCGCUUUUGAACGUUUGGAUUGGCAGGAGCCGGACCCAGUGGCGGAAGCUCAUCCCAGCACCGGAGGGCGCGCCGAAGCGGAAAACGUGACUCAUGGGAACAAAAGGAUUCCUAAAGACCCGGAGACCUGUGACAUCCCGUUCUACGUGUCUGAAUUUGUGGAAAGGAAAGUUGGGACGGAUUACGAUUCAUUAAGCAAGCUCGGCAAGCUGAUUGAGCAGUUGUCAAAAAACCAGAUGAAAUUAGAAGAACAGGUUCUCACCGUUUCAUCGGAAGUCCCCAAAAGGAUCCAGAAGGCCUUGCAGAACGCCGAAGAUUCGAAGAAAUCUUUCCACGAGCUUCUGGAGAGCGAGAGGGUUUUGAACGAUGCGGUGAACGGCCACCUGUUGACCUCCAGCCCUUGGAUGGAGGAGUUUGCUGCCUUGAUAAGCCAAAUAAAAGAAGUCGAGAGACACCUGGCUUACUUAAAACAGAUUUCACAAGUAGAAGAAUUAAGUGACAACAUCCAGCAGUAUCUAAUGACCAACAACGUGCCCGAGGCUGCUACGGCCUUGGCGUCCAUGGCUGAGUUAGAUAUCAAGCUUCAAGACUCUUCCUGCUCACAUCUCUUGACUUUUAUAAGAUCUACUAUUCAAUUCUGGCACAAGAUCCUGAAAGACAAAUUGUCCAGUGAUUUCGAAGAGACGCUGACGCAGCUGCAUUGGCCAUUUAUUGGACCAGCACAAUCCCAAGCUUUGGGCCUGGCUCCCUCCUCGCCGAACGCCGCAGAAAUAUACAAUAACUUUGAGACCCUGUUUUCUCAACUCCUCAAACUGCAGGCAUCGGACGAACUAUUAACCAAGCCGAAGCAACUGCCGGAAAAAUACCUCCUUCCAUCAACUCCACCUGUGAUACUACCUAUGCAGAUCAUGCUGGCUCCCCUUCAGAAAAGAUUCAAGUACCAUUUCACGGGGAAUCGGCAAACCAACGUCCUGAGCAAGCCCGAGUGGUAUCUUACCCAAGUAUUGAUGUGGAUUGGGAACCACGUGUCGUUUCUCGAAGACAAAGUUCAGCCCAUCCUGGACAAAGCAGGCACUUCCGCGAACGCAAGGUUGGAGUUUUCCCGGGCUUUGGUCAUGCUCAUCCUGGAGAAGCUGGACGCCGAGAUCCCUUGCAUGUUGUACGACGACAACCUCUUCUGCCACCUGGUGGACGAGAUCCUCCUGUUUGAAAGGGAGCUGCACGGUCUUCGCGGCUACCUCACCACUCUCCCCAGCUGCAUGCACAUUUUAUCGGAAGAAACCUACUUUCAGAGAUGGUUGACGGUAGAGAGAAAAUUUGCUCUUCAGAAGAUGGACUCCAUGCUGUCAUCGGAAGCUGCUUGGGUAUCCCAGUACAAGGACAUCACUGAUGUAGAUGAAAUGAAGGUCCCAGACUGUGCAGAGACUUUUAUGACUCUCCUCCUGGUGAUCACCGACAGGUACAAGCAUCUUCCCACAGCGGCUCGGAAACUGCGCUUCCUCGAAUUGCAGAAAGAGCUGGUGGACGACUUUAGGAUCCGGCUCACUCAGGUCAUGAAGGAAGAAACCAGAACGCCUCUCGCCUUUCGCUACUGUGCGAUCCUGAACGCCGUCAACUACAUAGCGACGGUGCUAGCAGACUGGGCCGACAACGUUUUUUUUUUACAGCUGCAGCAGGCGGCCCUGGAAAUGUGCGCCGAAAGCGACGGGCUGAGCAUGCUGCAGUUAGGGCAGCUGGCUUCUCUGGAAAGCUCUGUGUUCGAUGACAUGAUCAACCUCCUGGAACGGCUGAAGCACGACAUGCUCAGCCGCCAAGUCGACCACGUCUCCAAAGAGGUUAAAGAGGUGGCCAAGAUCUACAAAAGGGAAAGGUGGCUCUCCUUGCCUUCCCAGGCCGAACAAGCGGUGAUGUCCUUAUCCAGCACUGCCUGCCCUUUGCUCCUGGCUUUGCGAGACCGGCUCCUUCAGUUGGAGCAGCAGCUCUGCUACUCCUUGUUCAAAACCUUCUGGCAAAUGCUCGCUGAGCAAGUUGACUUGUUCAUCUAUCAGGAGGUCAUUCUGGCCAACCAUUUCAACGAAGGGGGAGCGGCCCAACUCCAGUUCGAUAUGACUCGGAAUCUUUUCCCUUUAUUCUCCCAUUACUGCAAGCGGCCGGAGAAUUAUUUCAAACACAUCAAGGAGGCCUGUAUUGUGCUGAACUUAAACAUCGGUUCCGCCCUGCUGUUGAGGGACGUGCUACAGUCGGCUCCGGAAACCAGAACUGGAAUCAGCUUUCCUUCAAAUCAACCCACCGCUGUGGCAGCUUUAAAUGAACUUGGGAUUUAUAAGUUAGCUCCAAAGGAUGUUGAGAUUCUCCUUAAUUUGAGGACAAAUUGGCCUAAUACGGGCAAAUAA
Molecule: messenger RNA, 2433 nt
Organism: Protobothrops mucrosquamatus (brown spotted pit viper)
Lineage: Eukaryota; Metazoa; Chordata; Lepidosauria; Squamata; Viperidae
Gene: RINT1
Product: RAD50 interactor 1
Exons: 15
Coding region: 1-2433 (810 amino acids)
Biological process (GO): retrograde vesicle-mediated transport, Golgi to endoplasmic reticulum; regulation of ER to Golgi vesicle-mediated transport; endoplasmic reticulum to Golgi vesicle-mediated transport
Cellular component (GO): Dsl1/NZR complex
Source: RefSeq, a predicted model, not a curated record